CAGAACGAGAGCGAGUGAAAUGCCUCAUGCAAAUUAAUGCAAGAUCAAUUAUUUGGCAUGUAGAAUGAGUUGCUUGUUCUAGGGUUUUAGGAUUUGAGCUUUGGAGGUGAUUAAUUGAAAAUGGAUUCACCACACUCUCCACCAGUUUCUGCUAGUCAAUCUAGUCAUCAAACACACAUAUGGGGAGGCUUCGUUAUAGUCAUUCUAUCAGUAGUGAUAGUUGCGUUGUCAUACUUCCUUUGCAGCAGGAAGCUUAUACCAGCUCUAAGGCGCCGGCGAGAAGAAGGGAAGUUGUCACCCAAGAAACAUGCUCUAAAAGGAAGAUUGAAACAGGAGGAGAAGAUAAAUCUGAGGCGAUUCCAUUUGGAGGAACUAGAAAAGGCUACCAACAAUUUCGACAGUGACUGCUUGUUGGGUUCAGGUGCUUUUGCAAAUGUUUACAAGGGGACCUUUGAGGAUUUGGGAACCCUAGCCAUAAAGAGAUCUCAUGCUGAUUCGUUUCAGAGUGUUGAGGAAUUCAGAAACGAAGUGAGGCUACUCUCUAAAGUUAAGCACAGAAACCUUGUUGGACUGGUUGGAUAUUGUGAAGAACCUGGUAUAAAUGCAUAUAUACGAUACAUGGUUAUCAAGUUUACCAUAUAGUUUGAUAAAUAUUUGAUUUCUGUUUAGUAUACUAAUGAGUCUGAAUUGGUUGUGACCUGGUAGGAGCAAGAGGGGGGAAAGUUUUGAUCUAUGAAUAUGUACCCAAUGGUUCUUUGCUAGACUAUAUUAUGGGAAGGAAAUGGAUCAGCUUAAGUUGGAGGCAAAGAGUGAACAUAGCAAUUGGAGCAGCAAAAGGCAUUGCUCAUUUGCAUGAGGGGGUUCAUCCAAGCAUAAUCCACCGUGACAUAAAGCCGAGUAACAUCUUAAUCGGAGAUGGCUUUGAAGCCAAGGUUUCAGAUUUUGGACUUUCAAAAUCAGGUCCUGUUGGAGACGAUUCACAUGUCAGUAGCCAAAUCAAAGGGACUCCAGGGUACCUUGACCCUGCCUAUUGUGCAAGUUUCCACUUAUCCCAGUUUAGUGAUGUGUACAGCUUUGGUAUCAUUCUUCUUCAACUUAUAUCUUCCCGGCCUGCAGUUGACAUGACUGGAAAUCGGCCUAGGAAUCACAUCAUUGACUGGGCAAGGCCUAGCUUAGAGAGAGGUCGUGUUGAGGAGAUUUUAGAUGCUAAUCUUUUAUCAGAACCAUGUGACACAGAGAUGAUGCUAAAGAUGGCAAGACUUGGUUUGAGGUGUGUUGUUAAAGUACCCAAAAACCGUCCUACAAUGUCCCAAGUGUGUCGACAACUUGAAGAAGCCCUCUCUUGUGCAGACAGCAAACAGCAGUUGAGAGAGAGUGGAAGAUCAAAUCGCCGAGCAACAGACCUAGGGUUUAGGAGAUCAAUGGACUAUGAUCAAUCUCUAAACUCUGUGAGCCUAGAUGGCAUUGGAUUCCAGAAGUUUCAUGUAGACUUAGACAGCAUCUCCUUUCAGAGCACAAGCUUAAGGUGCUUAGAGAACAAUAGUAUCGAAAUUGACAUUGAUGAUUUGAGAGAUAAAAGAGAGGAAGUUGGUGCAAAAUAAGACUCAAACAUUAAGUGAAUGUUUCAAUGUAUCUGCUUGUGAGAAAGGUUAAAAUUUACCUGCGCUUGGGUUGUAGGUACAUUGUGUAUUACUAAUGUGAUAUAAGCUAAAUUCUUA
Molecule: messenger RNA, 1718 nt
Organism: Argentina anserina (silverweed cinquefoil)
Lineage: Eukaryota; Viridiplantae; Streptophyta; Magnoliopsida; Rosales; Rosaceae
Product: probable serine/threonine-protein kinase PBL11
Exons: 6
Coding region: 771-1601 (276 amino acids)
Biological process (GO): protein phosphorylation
Molecular function (GO): protein kinase activity; ATP binding
Source: RefSeq, a predicted model, not a curated record